Messenger RNA from Archocentrus centrarchus (flier cichlid), 9539 nucleotides. RefSeq names its product ectopic P-granules autophagy protein 5 homolog (C. elegans) (gene epg5). The transcript is spliced from 45 exons. The record is from RefSeq and is a predicted model, not a curated record. Gene Ontology annotation, biological process: autophagosome maturation. Gene Ontology annotation, cellular component: cytoplasm. Lineage: Eukaryota; Metazoa; Chordata; Actinopteri; Cichliformes; Cichlidae. The coding region runs from base 597 to 8354 and encodes 2585 amino acids.
AGAAUAUGAUCGAAGAGUUCCUGGAAGAAACAAAACAAACUGCAGCUUGGCAGCGGACGGGGCUGUCGCUGCAUGUCACUCUCUCAAGCGAGUCGAAAUUUGAUUUCUUACUAUGUGAACAGCAGCGGGGAAAACCGAGAGCUACUGUUGAAAACAUAACUGAGCAGAAACACCGCGUAACGGGUGAAUGGCUCGGCGUUAGCGUAGCUUAGCCUUUGUGGAUCACAAUGGUUUCGUUUUCCCCAAAAUGUGCUGUCUGAAUAGUUUGUUUACGUUAAGACGUCUGCUAGCUUUGAUAUCCUCCGCCGAUGAAUCCUGUCAACUGAAUAUAGAAGUGUGUUUUGUUUACAGCCGGUGACGGUGUUUAUCUUGUCAGCACAGCCUGGGCUGCUUAUCGCAAGAAAUACUUCGCUAUCUGUUCCAGCUAAUGGUCGGCUGUUGUUUGGUAUGUCCAGCUCACCUAUGAUGACUGUUCGUUUUCAGCUGAUCAGCAGUUUUCAGUUGAUCGGCAUAAUUUUCACGAGGAAACUCCUCAGUCAGCUGUAUGUCAGCGUGAUCUGAGCUGUGGAAACAGCUGAUGCGAGCAGACACUAAAAAUGGAGGCUGUAAGACCAAAGAAGAACAAAGCCAAGACCAGCGGAAAAUCUCAGCUGGUAAGGAAGCAGAAGCCGGCAGAGGAGGACAAAAGAGCCCUGGCUCCCUCAGCUGUAUCUGAGGCCUCCACUUCUGACUUCACUGAGAUCCCCCUGAGUCUACCCUAUCAGGAAAAGGAGGAGGAGCAUGAGCAAGACACUGUUCAGACUCCUGAGGCCACAGUGCAGUCAUCAGACCUGCCUUCUGAUAAUCAACAGACCGAAAAGCCCACAUCAGUGCUAAGUAAGACUUUACAGCCAAGUCUGACCUCGUCAACAGUGACAUCACAAGGUAUUGUGCAGGAGUCAAAAAAGGAGGAAGAGGAGGCUGGUGGGGAGAAAGUUCAGGGGGCUGGGCUUAAAACUGUGCCACAAAGCACUGAGCUAGAAAAAGAUACAAAGUCAUGGAAUCAGCCAUGUGUUUUAACUCAGUUUGAAACCACAAAUCUCCCAAGUGCUCCUGCACUGUAUCCAUCUCUUCCUACACUGGAAGAAGGUCCAGUGAUACAGCUCCAUGAGGAAGCUGUGGACACCUGUGGAAAGGAACCUGCCGUGUUGGCACUUCCUGAUCAGGAAUCUUCUCCUCCAAGUUUGCGGCCUCUGGAGUCCGUUGCUGAACUUUCUCGGAGCAAACUCUACCCUGAAUUACCCAAAACAACUUCAGAGGUUCAGCCAUUCACACUGGAGCAGCUGAGUGUCUGGGAGCCAGGUGAAGGGUUGCGAGCAUGGCUGGAGGGGGUUGAGGUUUGUGCAGCCCAGUUCUGUGCUCUGGCCCGGCAGGAGAAACACGAACUGACCGAAUUGUUGCAGAACUACUGGCGCUGCCGCAGACAGCUGACCCAGUCGCACACACAGCUGCACACACAGUCGUCAGAGUGCAAGAGCACACAGAAUCGUUUGUGGAGCUUCAGAGAUGAACAGCUCACACUCCAGGGUGUGUGUGCAGACCAGACAAAGGUAUGUGGAUACCAUCGCUUCCAGCAGGCAGAGUUUAGUGAGAGUGUGCUGGCGGAGCUAAGAAGACUGUUUGAAGCUUGCAGUGAGCUGCUCCAUCAGAAGGUUGUCCUGCAUGCGUAUACUGCUCUGCUGUCACGCCUGCAGGUGGAAUCAUACUUAUACAGUCUUAUAAAAGAUUGCUCGGGCAGCCAAACACAGCCGUGUUCUCUCCAACCUCUGAAAGAGGCCAUCAGCGUCCUGUUUAGUUUCACACGAAGAGUCCUUGAUGACACACAAUUCCAGUCAGACAUCCAUCACUGGCUGGAGAGAUUGGUCGCCGUCCUGCUGCAUGUUGGAGGAUCAGGAGAGCACCUGUACCUACUGUGCCAUCUUCUGUGCUGUCCUGCUGGGGUGGGCAAGUGGGCUGCACACUUCCUUCAGAUUCAAGUUUGGGGGAACACCGCUGGAGUGCAGCACUUUAUGCAAGCUCUAGCCAUCCUAAUGUCACCUGCCAGACAUCGUGCAGAGUUCCUGGGCCAUAUGAAGCCAUGUGAGACCCAGAGCUCAGCAGCUUCUGGACCUGAGUCAGGCAACUGGACCUUAGUGGAUGAAGGUGGAGAGGAGGAUGAGGACCCAGAAAGUAGCUGGUUGCUGCUCUGUGAGGAAGAUCUGAUCUCCAUGCUAACCCAGUUCCCCUUCCAGCAGCUCUACUCACACAUGCUUGGGAUGAGCAAGCAGGGUGUGUAUGAGCCCCAGGCCUGCUCCAGUCAGAAGAUGAUGCGGGUGUUUGCUUUUGCUUCCUCACUCAUUGAAAUUCUCGCUCUUGGCCUGCAAACCUUUGACAGAUCCCGAUACAGACAACUAGUCAAACGAAUAGGACACAUCAUAAGAAUGACAGUUUGCUAUGUCAGUGAUCACUGGGCCCAGUACGUGAGUGUGACCGAUGCUGGUGGAUCUUGCUCACAAGUGCACUCUCUGUCUUUGGACAAAUUGCAGCUGGAAUAUGAUCAUCUUUUUCUUCGAGCUGUUUUACAUGUACUGAGAAACAAAAGGUUGGGCAUUUGGUUGUUCAUGUCUGAGAUGCCAUAUGGGACUUUGUCCAGCUCCAUGCUGUGGAAGAUCCUUUAUGUUAUGCAGAGUGCAGAGACUGCAGGGCUAGAAACACUCAGCACUGCCAGUGACACAUACUCUUGCAUUCAAGCUCUCAGAGACACAAACCACCAGGAGAGUUUUGAGCAAUGGCUGUGUGAGGUGAACAGCUCUGACGGCAUCUCCCUCCUCACUGCAUUAGCACAAAUGGCAACACCCACUCAGCACUCUGACCCAGCAUUUAUCACUACUAUAACUCUGCUGAUUUACCAGGUCUCUUACGUGAGUGUGUCCACCAGAGAAACCUACUCCAAGGUGGGAAGGGAGUUGCUGGCUGCGAUAGCAGCAACCCACCCAUAUGUUAUCUCGGUGCUCCUCGAGAGACUGAGGGAGACCAUACAGGCUGUGGGAAUGGUGGCUCUGUACUUGUGUAAAGAGCUGCCUCUGAGUCUUUGGCAGCCACAGCCAGAAGAAAUAUGUGUGAUUGGAGCGUGGCUGCUCCAGCAUCCUCUGUCAGCUGUGGAGAACCGGUUGGCCUGUGUCAUCCUCGAGGGUCUGAACUGGGGUUACACUCAGGAUGGCUCUUUGUUCCUGCCUUCAUUUCUCCACAGAGAGGUGGCAUUGCUGGUGGCAGAAGCCUAUCAGAAGUACCUUACAGACAAACCAUACAGUGGCCUCAUAUCAGAGGGAAUCAAACAGGUGUCUUACCUUGCCAGUGUCCUUCGUUUGGGCGUUUCUCCUGAAGCAUCCUUUAGUCAGUGGGCAUGGCAGCUGUUGCUGAGGCUGAAGCUCCAUGGCAAUUCUCAGAACCCUAAAGGAGCCUGGGCGGGCCUUGCUUUGGCAUCCAACCCACCUCCAGAGCUCACACACUCUCCUAGCAUGCACUCUGUUCUGAGGGCUGUAAAAGCAGGCAUCCCUAUUGGAUGCUACCUGUCCAUUGCAAUGACAACAGUGGGACAUAGUCUGGAACAUUUCUGUACUGAUGGAGUUGGGUUGUUGAAAAGUCUGAUUCAGUCUCGCCACCUGAGAGCUGCUGUGCAUCUGCUGGAUAACAUCCUACCCCCAACCUAUCCUCUUAGCUACUACCUGCUCAAUAACGCUCAGUUUGUAAGCUGUAUCCAGUUGUUCUUGCAGUACGACAGUGUGUGUCCUCAGGGCGUGACGCAGCAGGUCACGCAUCGAGUGGCACCACUCCUCACUGGAACCACAUAUGGAGACAAUAUCCGCCUGCUGAACAGUGUCAUUCAGAGUCAUGUGGUGGAAAGUUUGAAGCCAGACCGUGUCGGAGCUGCAGCAGUUCUGGAGUUUUGGGUGGGAAUUCUGACUCAGCAGAACUUGUGGUACAGAGACAAAACGGUCCUGUUCCUCAUGGAUCAGAUCUGCUGUGCUGCUUUCACUUACCACCAGGAGGAAUGUGUGCAGAAACUCCUGUACCAGCAACAUAAGAGUGCCUUGGGUUAUCAUGGAGACCGGGGUCUGCUUUCUUCUCUGGUUGGCUGGAUUGCUGGAAAUUCCACACCCUCCUUCAUAGAGGGCCCAUCCUUGAGUGCUGAGAUUUGGUUUGCCUGGUUGGUGCUGAAUAUGGAAGGUGUGUUUGAGGAAGAUUCUCAGCUGAGACGCUGUGUUGAGCAAGAACUCCUGUCAGAGCCCAAUAUCUCCCCCGAACAAGCCUUAAAGAAGGCCCAACAGAGGCUUAAGCUGCCAGUAGCCCCAUCUCUGCAGAGGCUGCAAGUGUAUCGCUGGGCGUGCCAGGCCGUAGCUACACCACCUGACCACCCCCUCCUUCCCCUCAUCUGGCAGAAGUUCCUGCAACUCUACCUUAGACAGCCUGGACCUGAGUAUGGGCUGGCUGCAGGGGGCUGUAUCGGCAGAAGGUUCUUCCAGGUCUCUUCUCAGGCUGCUUUACUCCGAGAUCUGAGGCAGAGAAUACAGGAAGUAUCUGACUUCCAUCAUGCUGCCAGCCAAGCCCUCCGGGUACUCCCACCAAACACACCCUCAUCAGGCCAGGGUGACGAAACCCCCAAUAAUCCUGGACCACCUUACCUCACCUCUCCUCAGCUACAUACAGAGCUGGUUAGGUUGUUUGGGGUAUUUGCUGUGUGGUUGGAUGAUGAGACUCUGCAGAAGCAGGAAGUGUAUCUUCCCUCUCUUCCUCCAGAGUAUGAACCACACAGACUGGCACAGGUCAUGCAGCGGCAUCAGGAACUUUGGCUGGAGUAUGUGGACCGGGAGCGUCUGCAGUAUGAUGAGAGGGAAGUUUUGUCUCUUUGGGAGAAGAUGCAGAGUGAGCCACCUUUCCUCCAGACCCAAACCUCUGGCUUCACUGACUACACAAGCCUCAGCAAUGCGAGGGAGCGUAUCCUCUCCAACCUACAGAAGCAUCCAGUUCCCCGUCCAGCUCCUGAGCUUCAUCAGCUAAAGGCACCAGUUGCUGAGGUGCCUACUGCCUGUCUCACUAACUGUACAGCUGCUUCUGAACUGUUACAGCAGGACCUCAGUAUUUUGCAAAAUCAGGCCAGGAUUGCAGUGGCACGUGAAGCCCAGCAGGUGGCAAUGGAGCAGGAGCUGCUGGAGAGCCUUCCUUUACUGUUUAAGAACCGGCCAGAGCAAGUCACCAUGGCCCUGGAGUGUAAAGGGAAGGGAGGACAGCCGUGCCAGGGAGCCGCAAACAUCACUGUCACAUGUGAGCAUGUCCAGAAGCAGGAGGCAGUGCAGACUCAGAUAACAUCACUGCGCAGGGACAUCAAGAAGCUUCAAACUGAUGCUAUGUCUCCUCCACCUGAAAGCCUGGCUCAAGCUGCCGUUCACACUGAAAACUUCAUCACGGCUCUGGUGAAUAUGCACAAAGCACAGAAAUCUGUAGCGGUCCAGAAAGUUGGUGUGUCGGCUUUUUACGAGGUGGUCUCCUUCGUAUGUGAGGACACACUCCGACACCCCCCUACACGCCAGUACCUGUCUUCAUGUGUGGAGGUACUGGGACAGGUGUUUAUCCAAGGAAAUACAGAGGAGUGUGGCCGUGUCCUGAAGACUAUCCUAGAGCAGAGGCGACUUUGCCCUCUCAUUUCCCCCUUCUUCACUCCCAACGCAGCGCCCAAUCAGCUCGUGUUUCUCUACCAGGAUGUUGUGACAUCCCUGCACCUCGACAGCGCUGAUGUCAUUUUCAUGCUUCUCACUAAGUUUGAUUUGUCUCAGUGGCUGAAUGAAGCCCAUCCCGUGUUUUCGGAGAGGACCCGUUUGCUGGAGUUGGUCCACGGAGCUCUCUGCGUCUGUGGCCGAGAUCCAGAGCCUGAACUUCUCACGCCUUUUCACCUUUUCACCAAACACUGGACCUGCCUUUUACGCCACCACUUCCCCGACCAUUACAGCGAUUGCCUACGCCUGCUUAUGACCAGCUCGUCAAACCAGCUGCUCAGUCCAGAGUGCUGGAAAGUGACGCUGCGAGUGCUGGGCUGUUUACCUCCAUCCCGCAGCACAAAGAGCAAAGCUGAGACAGCCGUCUGCACUACUGACGUCCCCAGCCGGGGUGUCGCACCCCCAGCUUCCCCGUACAGAUCCCCCAUCACCCUCUCCCCUCAGCAGGUGGAUGAGACAGUCGAUUGGUUGAGUGACUUUUUUUUGCGAAGUCGUCUCAGUAAGACAGACCUCCGCAGCUUCGGCCUCUACGCUGCCUGGACUUCCUACAUUGAGGAUGUCAUUUCCUUCUGGGACCAUUUGAUCAGUUGUCUAAUCAACGUGCAGCUCAACAGCUGCGCCAGAGAGUCCGUGGGCAGCAGCAAAAUAAUGAAAGCUCUGCAGGACCUACACAGUAAGACUGUGAAGUUAUUUAUGCCAUGGAUCUUUCCUGUGGACACUGGGGAGGGCGGUAAUAUCAAGUGUUACCCCUGGUUGGAGACAGAUGCGAGUGCAGCAGGAUGUAUGGCUGGCCUCUACGUUCAGAUCACUGACCUACUUCAUCACAAGUUCAGAGACCGUCUGCUCCCUGGGCAGAGAGGUGCUCUGUGGCUGUGUAUGAUGCAGUACUGUGACAGCUGUACCUCUCCACGUACACCUGAGUACCUGCUCUACUUGUACCACACACACCUACGGAGCCUGCCCUGGAGACACCUGCACCCUGACACUAAACUCAUGGAGCAGCUCUUCAGUGUGGAGAGAGGAAGUCCCAAGAGCUGCUUCCUGUUUAUGGGAGAAGUGUUAUGUGAGGUUAACUGGGUCAGCGUCCUGAGUGACCACUUACAAUCACCUCCCGGCUCUACGACAUAUCCAGCUCUAUCAGAUAUGGCCACGCAGAAGGAGUCACACACCAUGUUGGUCUAUCUGCUCUACAUGCUAGUUUUCCUGGCAAAGGAGGAACAACUCCUGAGUCAACAGGACUCGCCUCUGCUCAGUCUGUUGGUUCAGUCCACAUCUCUACCCUGGCACCAACUGGACCUGUCCUCGUACCAGAGCAUUCUGGGAUACGUUAGCACCCACUACCCUCCCUCUUUGCUCCUCAGUGCUGAUUCUGCACCUCAGCUCCUGCUGAAAUCACUCCGUAGUGCUGCCGGGCUCCACCCCCGCCCCAGUGAAGCUCCACACCAGGAAGAGACACUGAAGGCGGGAGCCUACAUUCGCUGGUGUGUGCAAUCUCUGGUGACUCUGGAGCAAGGAGGCGGCAUCACCCUCAGCAGCCUGGAGGCUCAACUGGAGACACUUUUGGAGAGCAUCAUAACCUUCAACCCACCAGAGGUGGAUUUGGAGCAGAGGCACAUGGCGUUUUGCAGUCUCUUCAGUGACGCUUUGGCUUUGCUCAACGGUGUGGGUGUCUCAACAGGCGAGGCACUUGCUGCCCAUGUCAUUACCUGGCUGGACAGGAAGGGGAGGGGCUUUCCAACUCUACCCCUUCUCACAGCUUGCUCCCGUUGCCUUGCAUCAGUGCGACACAUGACACGUAUCAUGGAGGCAUGCAUUACAGGGUACUUCAACAAUGCGGAGGAGGAGUCUGUAGGGUGGGGCCCUGUGUUGGCAUCACUGCAGGUGCCUGAGCUCACAGUGGAUGACUUCCUUUCUGAGAGCCAAUCAGGAGGCAGUUUCCUGACGCUCUAUGCCUUCAUUCUGCAGCGCCUCAACAGUGAAUACACAGCAGCCAAUGAGAGGAGGACUCUGGCUCUAAUUAACACAUGGACCAAUCAGGUCUUCCCUAGUGGUCCAGCUGAUGAAGCCAAGCUGUUUCUUUGGUGGCACAAAUCCCUGAAUCUCUCAGCGGAGCAGCUGCAGCCACAGGCAGGCCAGACUGAAGUAUCAGGUGUCAUCAUGGGUCUGAUGAAGUUUCAAACCAGGCUGCUUCAGCUGGGAGAAGAAAGACUGAACUCUGGCCUGCUGGGAGCUAUAGGCCUUGGGAAAAGGUCUCCUGUCUCUAAUAGGUUUAGGGUGGUGGUGCGCAGUCUGGCAGCUUUUCUGUCCAUUCAAGUGGCAUCAGAGAGCGAGCUUCGACUCCAACCCACCAGUGAUUUGCAGCUCUCUGCAAAAGCACAGCAAAUGUUGGGGAUGUUGGAGGCCAUGCCCAGUAAUAAGCAGUACGCUGAGUUAGAGAACUCUGUGAAUAAGGCAGUCCAGUUCAUCCGCUAUCCAGGGCAUUGUCUCAGAGAUGGACCCCGCCUGCUGGCCCUCCUAGCCAACCUUCUAUACCCUGACCUCAGAUACCUACACAUUAUCCGUUGACUGUGAAUUCACCUGCUACAUUGACAGUUCUGGAAAGACAAAAUCCUGCAGGAGCACAAAGUUUUUAAGUGAUGAUGACACUUGUUCUGAAUUGCCUUUUUAUCAUGUCAGCGGGGGGACUUGUGUGACAGAAACUGACUGUACAUUUGUGAGGAAAAAUGCUAAUGUACAAUGAAGGGUCAUAAAAUCAAAGGUUUAAGCAAUCAUACGUGCUAAUCUUUGACAUUUUAGCACUUUACUUUCUUCUCCGAUGUCCAUGCCUUGUUGCUUUCUGCAUAAGUUGCCUGUUGAUUUUCAAUACCAUUGGUUCUGUUCUUGAUUUGAGAGGAUGUUGCAUGUAUUUAUUGAAGCAGAAUUCAGCAGUGGGCUUUCGGUGCAAGUUUCACACCUGCAUGUGGAUUCUAGCAGAAAAAAGAUGAAGGGUCCACAGAUUAUUUAGAGGAUGUUGAAGGACUGAUCUAAUAGACCUAUAAGUUUAGUAGUACCUUCUUAAAAAUAGGGUGUGGGACAUAUCAGGAAUGCUGGUAGUUAGGAUUCAUGGCCUGAUCCAAGUCUUGAUUUUUUUGCCUGCUGAUCCUUACAUAGCCAUGAUCUACAAUCUGAAAUGUUUCAAUCCAAGGUACUGUAUACAGUAUGAAGUAAUGAUGUCUAGUAACAGCACAUUUGCCAGUAUUAUGUUCAUGUCCAGCCAAAAGUGCUUUCCUUGUUCUGCCAAAGAGAUGUUAUUUUUAUCUGCUCAGCUACUUAAACUUUCUUGACCAUGUUCUCCGGUUGUGUCAUCAGCGUCCGUUAAGUGCAAAACUGCAGUCUGGAAAAGCACACUAAGUACUACUUGUCUUCCUUGUAAAAUUGUAUGUGCAUUGUUAUUCAAAUUUAUAAUGGUAUAACAAGGUUUUAAUGCUGUUGAAGCUAGAACAUAACUGGACAGCUUUCUCAUUUUAAUUACUCUUGUUUGCUCACCACUUCUGUUGCCCUGUGCCAUCUCAGUAAUAAUCGAGCUGCACUUCAGCAGCCUGCAGCUCGCCUUAUCGCUGUGUUAUGUGGUGACUGUUAAUGUCAAAAGCGUUUCUUUUUUAUGAGUCAGCGAUCAGGAAUGGGUCUGUAGGGCUGCUGUUGGAUGGAAGCUCUGGAGCCAAGCAGAACAAAGGAGACAUGACUGCUCAAUAAAGGGAACUGAACACCUCA